Messenger RNA from Microthlaspi erraticum, 279 nucleotides. Lineage: Eukaryota; Viridiplantae; Streptophyta; Magnoliopsida; Brassicales; Brassicaceae. The record is from the annotation of a GenBank genome assembly.
AUGGCGAAUACUUGUAGAAUCAGCUUCAUCUGCGUCAUGAUCCUCUUGCUCUUCACCAAUCAGUCUGCUCUUUCUUAUUCUGCACGCCUGCGUCUUAUAGACGGUCGCAAUCUUGUUCACGAGAAGCAACACCAUCUCUCGACAUUGGAGGAGAUUGAGAAAUCUGAUAGGGCACGUCUCGAUUUCUUGUUUCGCAUGAUUGAUGAGGCCGAGACCAAUCAGAUUGUGAUUGACUCUCUCCCGCUUCCCUGUUUGCGUGAUCAAGGCUCAAGUUAUUAA